Aspergillus ruber CBS 135680 is the source of this 418-nucleotide messenger RNA. RefSeq lists its product as uncharacterized. Lineage: Eukaryota; Fungi; Ascomycota; Eurotiomycetes; Eurotiales; Aspergillaceae. The transcript has 2 exons. The coding region runs from base 113 to 337 and encodes 74 amino acids. The record is from RefSeq and is a predicted model, not a curated record.
UGUGGAGCUCCGCGAUAACCUCGGUGUCCUGAGUUCGAAACACUUUGUCUUUCUUUCUUUCCCCUCUGCCUUUCUUUACCCCGGCUUCGUGCUAUCGAACACUGCAUCAUGGAUGAUAUUCCCCCCAAAGAUGAUCGAAUCCGCAUCACACCCUCUAGUGCGUGUGACGACCAUCACACCAGCGCGUUCUCGUUCCCAGCCCGGCCAGUCCCAUUGGCGAUGGCUCUGGGCGCGAGCGCUUGAUCGAGGCCCAGCAUUGGCCAGACGCAUCUUUGGCUUUUCUCUGUCACUCGUUGCUUGGUUCCGGGCAUGGAUGGGACAUGGGUUUGCUAGGUGAUGACCCCUCUUUUGGACAUGGUGCGGCGGCGUCUGUGGAAGGUUUUACUGUGUCUUUUACAUAUCUAGCUGCUCGUCCCGG